Lycium ferocissimum is the source of this 2876-nucleotide messenger RNA. Its product is annotated as G-type lectin S-receptor-like serine/threonine-protein kinase At2g19130. Gene Ontology annotation, biological process: protein phosphorylation; recognition of pollen. The transcript has a single exon. NCBI's taxonomy places the organism in Eukaryota, Viridiplantae, Streptophyta, Magnoliopsida, Solanales, Solanaceae. Gene Ontology annotation, molecular function: protein serine/threonine kinase activity; ATP binding. Bases 208 to 2667 code for a protein of 819 amino acids. The record is from RefSeq and is a predicted model, not a curated record.
AAAUGUCAAUUUAAGAUAGCCCUGUUGACUUGACGCCAGACCAAAAGUUCUGUUUUCCAGCAGUCAUAUAUGAAAGUGUUUGUUGCCCAUUUUCAGACUGACCCAUUCUUCAAGAUAGAUCCCAUGAAUGGUUUCUUCCAAAAAAUGAUAAUAUAAAUCUCCUUUGUACAUCAUAUCUUUGUCCUAUCCCCAAGCUCUGAGCAAGAAAUGGACAUAAAAAACAGUUCUUUCCUCUUCAUUUUUUUGUUUUACCUAUGUUUCUCUCUCAAAACCCAUCUCUCCUAUGGAGCUGACACUAUUUCUACAAAUCAAUCUCUUUCUGGAGACCAAACAAUUACCUCUUCAGGUCUGAAAUUUAAGUUGGGUUUCUUCAAACCGGGUAAUUCUUCCAACUACUACAUAGGCAUCUGGUACAAUAGAAUUACACAAACUGUAGUUUGGGUUGCAAACAGGGAAAUACCUGUUUCUGAUAAAACCUCUGCAGAGUUAAAAAUCUUAGAUGGUAAUUUAGUACUUGUUAAUGAGUCUAAAACUCCAAUUUGGUCCACAAAUAUCAGUUCCAGCAAGUCAAAUUCUGUGGUAGCAGUUCUCCAGGAUGAUGGUAAUUUAAUCUUGACUGAUAGGACUAAUUCAGGACCACCACUUUGGCAAAGUUUUGAUAACCCUGGCAAUACUUGGUUGCCUGGUUCUAAACUUUCUUACAACAAUGUUACCAAAACAAAACAGCUUCUUACUUCAUGGAAGAGUUUGGAUGAUCCUACACCUGGCCUGUAUUCUCUUGAGCUGGACCCAAUUAAGAAGCAGUAUGUUAUAAAGUGGAAUAGAACUGAGCAAUAUUAUGACACUGGAUCAUGGAAUGGCCGUAUUUUCAGCGGGGUGCCUGAGAUGAGAUACAACUAUAUUUACAAUUUUAGCUAUGAGGUCAAGCAGAAUGAAAGCUAUUUUACGUAUUCACUUUAUAAUGAUUCUAUCAUAUCAAGAUUCAUUAUGGAUGUCUCUGGACAGAUUAAGCAACUCUCAUGGUUGGAUACUUCAAAUCAGUGGAAUCUGUUCUGGACUCAACCAAGAUCACAAUGUGAAGUUUAUGCUUUUUGCGGGCCAUUUGCUACCUGUCAGGAAAGCUUGCCCUUUUGUAAUUGUUUGGAUGGUUUCAAGCAUAGUUCAGAGACUGAUUGGAAUCAAAAUGAUUUUUCUGGAGGAUGUAAGAGGAAAACGAAGUUGCAAUGUGGCAACGCUAAUGGGAAGAAAGAUGGAUUUUGGAUGUAUCCCGGGAUGAAAGUACCUAAAAAUUCUCAAACUGUUGCUGCUGGGAGUGCUGCAGAAUGUGAAUCUACCUGUUUGAAUAAUUGCAAUUGCACUGCUUAUGCUUAUGGCAGUUCAUGCUCGAUUUGGAAUGGUGAACUCUUGAAUAUGCAGCAACCCUCACAAAAUAGUGGUACGGGCCAAUCGAUCUAUGUCAGGUUAGCUGCAUCUGACAUCCCAAAAUCCAAGAGUAAGAAGGGAAUUCCAAUUGGUGUUUCUGUGGGGUCUGCUGCUGCCGUAGUGAUCGUUUUGGGCCUUAUUUUUGUUGUAUACCGGAGAAGGCGUAGGCAUAUUGUUGGAAGUGGGAAAACUGUGGAGGGUUCAUUGGUUGCGUUUGGUUACAAAGACUUGCAACACGCGACUAAAAACUUCUCGGAGAAGUUGGGUGGUGGAGGCUUUGGUUCUGUUUUCAAAGGGAAACUAUCUGAUUCAUCUGUUAUUGCUGUUAAGAGGCUCGAUAGCAUCAGCCAGGGAGAGAAGCAAUUUCGAUCAGAGGUCAGUACAAUCGGGACAAUCCAACAUGUUAAUCUUGUACGCCUUCGUGGAUUUUGCUCUGAAGGUAACAAGAAACUGCUGGUUUAUGAUUACAUGGAAAAUGGAUCGUUGGAUUCACAUCUUUUUACCGAACAGCAGUCAGAUGUUAUGGAUUGGAAAACGAGGUACCAGGUGGCGCUGGGGACAGCUAGAGGAUUGACUUAUCUCCAUGAAAAGUGCAGGGAUUGCAUUAUACAUUGUGACAUAAAGCCUGAAAACAUCCUCCUUGAUGCACAAUUAUGCCCCAAAGUAGCAGAUUUUGGCCUGGCAAAGCUUGUUGGGCGCGACUUUAGCAGAGUUCUUACAACUAUGAGAGGAACAAGAGGUUAUCUUGCACCGGAAUGGAUAACCGGGGUGGCCAUUACAGCCAAAGCUGAUGUUUAUAGCUAUGGGAUGAUGCUUUUGGAAAUUGUAUCAGGGAGGCGAAAUUCGGAGAAUUCUGAAGAUGGGAAAGUGAAAUUCUUCCCUAGUUGGGCUGCACGUGUAUUAGUCGAGGAAGGCGAUAUCCUUAGCUUAUUGGACUAUAGGCUGGACAGAACUGCUGAUGCUGAGGAGGUGUCAAGAAUAUGUAAAGUCGCGUAUUGGUGCAUCCAAGAUGAUGAAUUACAAAGACCCUCAAUGGGUCAGGUUGUUCAGAUUCUUGAAGGAGUUUUAGAAGUGAAUUUGCCUCCUCUCCCGCGUUCUCUUCAAGUUUAUGCAGACAACAACGAGCACAUAGUUUUCUUCACUGAGUCAUCAUCGAGCCAGACUAGUUCUCAAGCUCAGAGCAAGACUUCAAGUGCAGCAUCUCAAUCCAAAAGCACCACAGAGUCUACGAAUUCCAGGUCUUGAAGAUGACUUUCAACUACUUCUUGCAAUGUAUAUCAUUAGUAACUAUUUCGAAUUACCCAUGCUUAGCUGUGUAAAACCAUUUAAUGGUUAGCCCUAGCAUCACCUGUUGAGUUUGCUGGGUUCGUUAGUUCUAUUUUAUUUCAUACUUUUGGUAAUUUUGUGGUGAAUUUUAGAUUGCAGAGUGAAUAAAAACCUGAAAAGAUUUCAAA